AUGUCAAGUUCUGCAGCUCAAGCAUGCCAUCAUAAAGCUCGACCGUCGUUGACUCGGUUCAGGUGGCGCAACUCCGAUCACUUCAGCCAUCUACAUUACAUUGCCCAUGGGCUUUCUCGUCAGAAACCCAGAUUCUUCUCGGAGCUUCUCACCAAUGAUGUCAGAUACGUCUACCGCUACACAAUCAACCCGCUUGUCCCCAACACAGGCACGAGCGUUCGCGGGGCUUACGGCCAAGAGGUCACCGACGAGGACACCGAAGAGGUGGCACGAAGGAAGGUUGAGAACGAGGUUCGACGCCACAGUGACCGGUUCGAGUGGCGCGAAGACGGUAGCAUAAGCGUGACGCACAUAAUCCCAUUUAAGAAGAAUUCCGCAGGCCCCCCAGCCAUUCGGAUCCACGAUCCCACAGGAGCAACGGUACUUUUCGGGGACGUCACUUCGGCUUGGGGGCGCAGCAGGCACCAUGGUGCGACGCGGCCUCCCUUCCGUGGUGACGAUGGAUCGUACCACCCUCCGCCUACCUACGGUGACGGCACGCCGAUUGACGUGGAGGACUUGGACCUGCUACUGAAGCUAGCAGAGGACGGCGCCGUUGACGUCGAAUGGGAGAAGGGAGGCCUCGUGCUUCUCGACAAUUACGCGGUUAUGCACUCCCGUAAGCCAUGGAAGGGCACGCGACAGGUUCUCGCUGCCCUUUGGGAUGGCGAUGGCAGGAUGAGGGACUUUCCAGAAGGUCUCGAGUUGCUGGAGACCAGUCCAAGGCUGCCUCGUACAAACUACGUGGAGACUGGCGUGUGGUGA
Molecule: messenger RNA, 804 nt
Organism: Colletotrichum navitas
Lineage: Eukaryota; Fungi; Ascomycota; Sordariomycetes; Glomerellales; Glomerellaceae
Exons: 3
Coding region: 1-804 (267 amino acids)
Molecular function (GO): oxidoreductase activity
Source: RefSeq, a predicted model, not a curated record